Messenger RNA from Symbiodinium sp. CCMP2592, 1716 nucleotides. The record is from the annotation of a GenBank genome assembly. Lineage: Eukaryota; Dinophyceae; Suessiales; Symbiodiniaceae.
AUGACGAUGGACGUGGGCCAGAAGUUGACUCACGACCAAGAGGAGGAGAGAGAGUGGGAGCUUUACACGGCGUUCAUGAACACAGCCAUGAUGACGGCGCCCUCGACGACGCCCAAGCGACCGCUAGAACCCCCAAGCAAGCUUCAGAAGACAGACCCCAGGCAGGGCAAAGGCAAAGGAAAGGGCAAAAAGGGCGGAGGCAAGGGCAAAGGCAGUGCCAACAGCAGUCAGACAAAGGACGAGGAAGUCGCCCAGCUUUGGACCCUGUGCCACAUGAUGAUUCGCCUGAUGGUACGGCACGAGGACUCGAUCAAGACCCUCAUGCUGGACGCAUCCUUCGUCAUCUGGAUGCGCACCGGCUUGCCGGGCGGAGUCCCGGAGGCCCUGUUUGCGGUGGCGACCAAGUGGAAGGCCGAUCGGGAAAGAACUCCUCCCGCAUCCCCGCUGCGGCUCACCCUGUGGAUGUGCGUUUGGCGCGAAUUUCUGCAGCGACUGCAACCGGCUCGCAUGACACAGGAGAUCCAAACCAACAUGAAGAAGCUUGGCUUUCUCACCGACGAGGGCAAGUGGAACUUCCUUCGGUGGGACCCGGAUCAGGCCAAGCUGGUCCCGGACACCACUCGCCCACCUUUGACGGCGACGGCGGCGAUCGAGCUGGUGGAGAACGUGAUCCGUCUGGCCACGGACUCCCAGCUGCUGACUCGGUUCGCCCCCACCAGGCCUCUGGCGUCGGAACUCAAGCGCCCAUCGAUCACCUUCCUGGCGUCGGUGUCCAAUCGCUCCACACCGAGCGAUCAAAUGCAUGCCUCCCUCGCGGAGCUCUGCGGCAGCGGCUGCUGUCAGGUGAUCGGCAUGUCCAUCAAACCCGAAAGAUUGACGAGGUCCCCUCUUGCCCAGCAGAUCUACAAGUACCUGCCUGUCGACGACGUAGUCCAGCUGAGGAUGCGCCUCACUAACGGCUCAAACCUCUGCUAUGCGAACGCCUCACUUGCAGCCUUGCUUUGGUGCAGUCGUGCAUGCACUCAGGCGGUGAUUCCGAGAAAUGUGUUCAUCGCUUUGGAGGCUUGCGUACUAGGACGGCAACCUUUUGGCCUGUGGAGCCUGCUUGGUUGGCAACAGCUCCUCGCUGAUUGGAGGAAUCCUCGAGAGCAGCACGAUGCUGCUGAGUUUGUGCAACACCUUCAGGCGCGCAUGCAGACUCCUGCACUUCAAGGACUGUGGCAAGCCCGCGAUUCCCAUGAUCAGGUGCGGGAUUCGGGAGACACCUGUCCACUUCUUUUGACCGCGCCUCUGUUAAGCCACUUAUCUGUCCAACAGCUUGUCGAUUUGUGGCACACUCAGGCCCCGGCGCAUGCUCUGCUGCAGACGCCAGAAUGCCUGAUCCUCCAGCUUGCACGGUUUGAUGUUGACGAUGCCGAUGCCCAGAAGGUUUUAGAGCCUGUUACUCUCGACCCCGUCUUGAAGGUUCCUUACUUUUCGGGCCACUCCACUAGGGUUUCUAAGUACCACUUACGAGCGGCCAUCGUCCACAUUGGCCCCCGAAUGGCAACUGGCCAUUACAGAGCGGCUCUGUUUGAGGAUAUGGCGCGUAAGGUUUUCUACACUGACGACAACCGUGUUGCUAAGCUUGCCAAACCCGCCGAACUUGCUGAGAUAUAUGCGAAUGCUUACCUUCUUUGCUAUACCAAAGAGCCACGCUCGGUGCCAUCUCCUUAG